AUGUCUCACGAAUCAGUUUGGAUGUCCAGACCCCGUACCUACGGAAAGGGAGCCCGCGGAUGCCGCGUUUGCACACACAAGGCCGGUUUGAUCCGCAAAUACGGUCUCAACAUCUGCAGACAAUGCUUCAGAGAGAAGGCAUCUGAUAUUGGAUUCGUCAAGCACCGUUAA
This is a messenger RNA of Sclerotinia sclerotiorum 1980 UF-70, 171 nucleotides long. RefSeq names its product 40S ribosomal protein S29. The record is from RefSeq and is a predicted model, not a curated record. Gene Ontology annotation, molecular function: structural constituent of ribosome; zinc ion binding. The transcript has 3 exons. Gene Ontology annotation, cellular component: cytosolic small ribosomal subunit; ribosome. Gene Ontology annotation, biological process: translation. Bases 1 to 171 code for a protein of 56 amino acids. NCBI's taxonomy places the organism in Eukaryota, Fungi, Ascomycota, Leotiomycetes, Helotiales, Sclerotiniaceae.